AAGCUCUGUUUAAAAAAGGACCAAAAAUUAGUGAUAACUGGAAGCUUUUUGGCUGGAAUCUCUAUUAUAUUUCAAAAGCAAAUGAAAGGAAAACCUGGCAUGAUGCCAAAUACUUUUGCAAGUCCAGAGAUUCCCACUUGACCUCCAUCCUGAGUGAGGAAGAACAGAAGUUCAUCUCUUCAAAGCUCAACGAGUCUGCCUGGAUUGGCCUCACGGAUGAAAAUGUGGAAGGCCACUGGGCCUGGUCGGAUGGUUCCAGAUUAAUAAUACAAUACUGGGCGAAUGUCAACCCCAAUGGAUCCAUUAGUGAUAGAGAAGUAGAUGAAGACUGUGCUGCCAUAAAACCCACAGGAAGUGAUUUGAACUGGAUCAACGAUGAUUGCCAAGAACUUAAAAGAUGGGUUUGUAAGGAGAGAUUAGUUGCAGGCUCCAAUUAA
Molecule: messenger RNA, 437 nt
Organism: Pseudonaja textilis
Lineage: Eukaryota; Metazoa; Chordata; Lepidosauria; Squamata; Elapidae
Source: RefSeq, a predicted model, not a curated record